GGGCCCCACUUGACCCGAUUAUUUGACAAGUCCCUAGAAGCUCUUCCUGCUCACCCGGUCGUCGAAAGCCGAAUCCAACGGCGCGCCGCGACUGCUCUCCACCGCCUUGUUCCCCUGCCGUAGCGCCGCUUCCCUCCGUCAAGCCCUUGUAAAUGCGCGGCCCGAUUGCCCGAAGCCCCCCGAACAGAGUUUAAUCGCCACAGGAGGAAGCCAUUGCCGUGGUUUCCCAUCUCCAUUCAUGUAGUCCUCUUCUCCUGAGAGAGAGAGAAAGAGAGGGGCGGAUUCGGUUUCUUGGAUUGGUUUGAAAAAAAAAAAUCGGUUUCUUGGAGAUUCGAUUCCGAAGCUGGGAUCGGUUGGAGUUCUUGAGGCGGAGGCGGUUCUUGUUUCUUGUAACCGAAAGGUGGUGGCAGUUGGAACAUGAGCACGGUGUGUGAAGUGUGUGGAGAUAUUGGUUACAAGCAUCUUCUGGUAUGUUGCAGAGACUGCAUGUGUUCUGCUGCGCACCAAUACUGUUUGGACAAAGUUGUCUUUGAUGCAUCAUUAGCAGACUGGUUGUGUUAUGAAUGCCUACAAAGGUGUGGUGAAGCUUCUUGCAGCAGAUCUCUAGAGAAGGUGUCAAGUGAAAGGCCACCAAGUCAUGCUCAUUUUGGUUCUACAGUACAUCAGCCAAUUACCAAGAGAGUGGAGUCAGCAAGGCAUGCAGGGCCAUGGAGAAAUAGAAAAAGUAAAUCAUACAUGAUUAAACAUGCAUCUCUCAAUAAAAUUUAUUCUUCACGAAAGAAGCACACUAAAAAGAAGCCAAAUAUGCGACCAAUGGGCAACUGCACCAAUAGAAAAGGACGAAUUGCUACAAGUACUGCCCACACAAGUGCGAAGGCAUUACAUUCUUGUGAAACCAUUGGGACAGAAACAUCUAAGAGCAACAAUGGUGAGAACCAGCAGGUUGACAAUGAAAACUCUGUUGCAUUGAACAUUAAGCAGCCUAGCCCCUUGAUUGUGAAUUGCUUGGGUUAUACAUUGGGAGAUACUGACCAGUCUCACCUCUUGAAAGCAAUGGAAGGGUUGGCUUGUAGUUCGAAGGAAGCCCCACAAUCGCUAACAGCGCCAUUCAAAUUAGUUAUGAAGACAAAGAAUGUGGUUUUAGGAUCAAAUAAAUUAAAGUCAUCAAGUCCCACAGCUGAUCAUGGAAACUCGAUUCUUGAAAAAAGUGGAGACAAAUCGAAUAGCAUGAAGGACAGUGGUGCAAACUUGUCAUGCAAAUACACCGAUCAUGACAAUCAGACAAAUCAACACGCUUCAGUUGGCUGCAAGAAUACAAAAGUCAAGUCUGAAAAGGAUAAUAGAACUGUGGCUGAUGCACAUCAAAACAAACACUGGGCAGCGGCCUCACUGAGAAACAGCAAGGACAAGUCUGAAGCACAUGGUGAUAGUAGUAGCAACGUCAUAGAUAGCUUGACGCUGGAAAGAGAUAAGGAAGAGGUCAGAUUCCAACUGGAUUAUAGGGCUAGCAAUGAGUGGCCGCAGAGAAGCAUGGCUGCCAAUGUACCACUCUUGUCCACUCUGCAAAAUGAUGUUGUGGACAAAGUCAUGCCAUAUUCACCAAAUGAUGGUUGUGAGAAAGUGUUUCCCUGUGCUGGCAUAAAAAACAUCCCAAGUGUUCGAGAAAGAAGUAUAGAUUCCGUUGAUAUUUCAAGCAGCUCUCAACAAGAUACCACACAAUCAUCAGAAAGCAGUGAAAGAUUCGCUGAGUGUCAGAAGGGUAGCUCUUGUCAUCGUGGGAAAACUGUAAUGGUUGCCACAACAUCCUUGUCAUCUGAGGAGUCAGGAGAAGACAUUCCCUCUGAAAAGGAAUGUUUGGAGUCGGAUGAUCUUCAGGCACCCCCAGGGGCUGAUUAUGUUCUAUCACGUACAAGUUAUCUAUCUGAAGCACAGAAGGAGAGAGUAAUGGCAUUUAUCCAGGAAACUCAACCUGAAAUCACUGUUUUUGUAGCAAUCAUGCGGAAGAGCAGUGUUGAACCCCCGGGUCCUUUUCUGGCUAUUUCCAAGGAAUAUGCAGUUGCACAUUUCCCACAUGAAAGCUCAACUGUCACACUUCAGAGGCCUGGCAAGAGCAAGAAGUGGCAUCCCUUAUUCUACAAAAGAAAUGAGAGUAGGAAGUACAUGCUUAUGGGACGGUGGUUAGACUUUGUCCAUGACAAUCAUUUGCAGGAGGGAGAUAUCUGCCUCCUUGUACCGACAAAGGGUGGGGGAAGAUCCACGUUUACAGUCUAUCUACUUCGUGCAACAGCAACUCAUUCCAGAGGAGGAGCUGGUUUUCAAAGGGUUGGUCCAUGCCCUGGUGGUUCUAGUGCAGAAGUCCAUAUUGAGGAACCAACCGAUGAAGCACAUGUUUCCUCGGAAAGAGACAUGCAUGAAAUUUCUCACGAAUCUCUGGAGAGCGAAGACUAUGGUGGUCCAUCUCAGCCUCCCUACAUUGUACCAUGCAAGAGUGAUCUAUCUAAAUCCCAAAAGAAGAUUGUUGAAGAGAGAGUGCGAGCCAUCCAAUCCAAAGUUCCCAUUUAUGUAGCAGUAAUGAAGAAUAACAACGCUGGCGUCGCUCAGCGUUGGAUGCUAGAAUUAGGUGUACGAUAUGCUGCUUUAUAUCUUCCAGCUAGUGGGCAAACUGUGAUGCUCCACUGCAUGGGGAAGACAUGGAAAACCCAGAUGGUGAUUCACAAUGGUAGAAGGUGGUUUCUUAAUGGAGGUUGGACCAAAUUUGCUCGUGACAAUGGUCUUCGAGUCGGUGAUAUAUGUCUAUUCGAACUGAAGAAGAACGAGAGGAAGCUUACAAUGACGGUCCAUAUCAUUUCCAGGGAGCAGUUUAGUUUGUAGAAGAAAAUGUGGCCCCUCUUCUUUCUGCUGGCACCUUGUGGGUUAUUUUGCUUGUUUUGUACUCUGAAAUUAAUCCAUGGUUGUGGCCGCUGAUCUGCGGAAGAUGUUAGAAACCAAGUUGUCUGGCCAGCUCUCUGAUGUUUAGUUAUCCAUCCUAAGAGAACCUAGUAAUUUCUAUGUUUGGUGAUUCCUUUGUGUACGUGAUGAAGAGUUUAUCUGGCUGAAAAAUGUAACAUUUUUGCUAGCUAGUAUAUGUUACAUUUUUUGAGUUGUGUUUUCGAUUUAUCACUGUAGUGAUGGACGAUGUCACAGAAGAAUUUUCAGGAUAACUCUAACGCCAUUAUCCCAGACUGCAGUUUGGAAACUCUAAAAAGUCACUUUAUGCUAUAUUGGUGUAUCUUCUGAAAGUUCAUUAUACACUUAUCUAGUUGUGUUCCGUACAUACUUUGACAGUUCACAUGAUAUUUAUACUUUGUUAUCUAGU
Phragmites australis (common reed) is the source of this 3355-nucleotide messenger RNA. RefSeq lists its product as uncharacterized. Bases 418 to 2871 code for a protein of 817 amino acids. Lineage: Eukaryota; Viridiplantae; Streptophyta; Magnoliopsida; Poales; Poaceae. The record is from RefSeq and is a predicted model, not a curated record. Gene Ontology annotation, molecular function: DNA binding. The transcript is spliced from 7 exons.